CAGUAUUUGUUUUCAUAUUUAAUAAGAUGCUUGUAAGCGAUUUUUUUGGAAUUUUAAUGAAUAUGAAAUUUUGAUUACAAUUCUAUUUCCUUCAUCUAAUAAUGCGGAUUAUUCGAACUUUUGCUUUGAACUUAUUGAUUAAUUUUAUUUUAUCAACAGUGAUAUGAUUGAAAACUUGUCUUCAUAUUUAAAUAAGAGAACUUUAUCGUUUAUUGAGAUUAAAAUGCAUUCAUGACAGGCAAACAUCUUAAAACAGUCUGUGAAAUAUGGUAUCUAUAUAAAUAUUUAAUGUAAGCAACUGAAUCAAUUAAUAAUAUAUUUUUCAUUUUUUAAUGUAUAUUUUAAAAAAAUAGUUUUAAUAUAAAUAAAAAAAACAUAAUGGAAAUCAAUUAUUUCUCUACAACUGGUUUUGCUUGCAAAGCAGACGAAAAUUCUUCAGAAUUGGCAUAUAAACUUGAUCACUCAAAUAAUGGUUUUGAUUGUGGAGAAUGGUUGACUGGAAUAAAGAUAAAAAAUGAAAGUGAAUUUAAUUGUAAGACAAAUAAUAGUGCAUUAGAAUUAGCUUGUGAUCAAGAUAUAUCAAAUAAUAAAUCUGAUUGUGUAGAGCAGAUGACAGGAAUAGCAAUACAAUCUAAUUUUAAUUACAAGAACAUAGAUAAUUCAUUAGAAUUGGCUUGCAAACAAGGUACAUCAAAUAAUAAUUCUGUUUGUGAAGAGCAGAUAUCUGGAACAGAGACAGAAAAUGAAUUUAAUUGCAAGAAAGGGUAUAAUGCACUGGAAUUAGCUUAUAAACAAGAUAUAUUAAGUAAUAAAUCUGAUUAUGAAGAGCAGAUGACUGGAAUAAAAAUAAAAACUGAGUUUAAUUACAAGAACAUAGAUAGUUCAUUAAAAUUAGCUUGUAAACAAGAUAAAUUAAAUAUUAAUUCUGAUUGUAAUGAACUAUUAACUAGGAUACAGAUGAAAAUUGAAAAAGGUUUUGAUUCCCAUGUGGAAGUUGCUUAUAAACAAAAUAUAUCAAUUGAUGACUUUGAACAGCAAACAAUUGGAAUAAAAAUGGAAUCUGGAAGUGAUUUUGAUUGUCAUAUAGAGGAAAAUUCAGUUGAAUCUAUUUAUAACCAAGAUACAUCAACUGAUGUUUCUGAUUGUGAUGGAAAGAUGACUGGAAUAGAAAUGAAAAUUGAAAAUAAUUGUAAAGAACAGUUAAAUUCAGUGGAACCAUCUAAGAAAUAUGAUUUAUCAGAUAAUGAUUCUGAUUAUGAAGGAAGGGGAAGUGCAUUAAAGUUAACCGACAUUUAUGAUCCUUCUACAGUUGAAUUUAAUUCAAGGAUAAACACACAAACACAAUCUGAUUCCUGUGAUGAUUCAAAUGAUUUUGAUGAGGAGACAAUAGCCAUGUUAGAACCUAUAGUGAAAUGCGAGGUUUCAGAUGGUACUGUGGUUCUAAAUGAAACACAAAGAGCUGGAUUGGAACCUCAUGAAAAUUGUAGAACCCCAAAAAUUAGCAUUAAUUUUGAGAAAUCAAAAAAUAUAGUAGCAGCAACCAUAAAAUGCAAUCUUUGUGAUGCAACUUUCAAAAGUAAAAAAAGAUAUGAAACUCAUUUGGAGAGACAUUCCUUAAAUGAAAAAAUUGAGUGUAAUAUGUGUGGUAAGUCUUUUCCUUAUAAUCGUUUUUUAAGACAUAUAAUGGUACAUACUGGAGAAAAACCUCAUGUUUGUAAAAUAUGUGAAAGAGGUUUUAGGUUAAAAAGAGAUCUUAAACAGCAUUCCUUUACACAUACUGGGGAAAGACCUUAUCCAUGCAAAAUGUGUGGGAAGAAAUUUGCUGAUUCAAGUGCUAGGAGGAAACAUUAUCAAACUCAUACCGGAGAGAAGCCUUACACUUGUGAGAUAUGUCAGCGGGCAUUCACUCAAAUAUCACAUUUAAGGGAGCAUCAAGUGACACAUACAAGGGAAAAAGGUCACACUUGUGACAUGUGUGAAAAAAAGUUUACUACAAAGAGUAGCUUGCAGAGGCAUGUGUUGACUCAUAUUAAUUGUUGUGAAAUUUGUGGUGAAACCUUUACUACAAACACUAAAUUAGAACGUCAUAAAGAGCUGCACAAUUCAUCUCGACCAUAUUCAUGUCCAUAUUGCACUAGAAGGUUUGUAAAAAAAACAGAUGUAAACACUCAUGUAUUAAUUCAUUCAGAGGUUAAGGAUGUAAUUUGCACAAUCUGUAAUGGUGCAUUUAAAAGUUAUAGAUAUCUCAGAGUUCAUCAUUAUCAUUAUCACACAGGUAUGGAACCUCCUUAUAUUUGUCCUGUAUGCAAAAAAGGUUUUUUUCAAGAGACGAGUUUGCAGAAACAUUCUGUUGCACAUAUGCCUAAGAAACGAGUUAAGUGUUUUGAGUGUAAAAAAGUCUUUGCUUCACCAGAAAUUUUAGAACAACAUAUCUGUAUUCUAGAUAGCUAUUUUAAUUGUGAAUUUUGUGAUAGAAAGUAUCGACAUAAAUCUGAUUUAAAUAAACAUGUACGGAAAUUUCAUAAGUGAUUAUUAUUUAAUGUCAAAUUUUAUUUUGCUUGGUCUUCUGAAUAUCUUAAUUAAUAAGAAUAAACAAAUACAAUAUAUGAAUAAUAUAGAAUUUUAUGUAAACUCUCUAAAUCUCUACAAAUGUUCUACCUGGUUAUAGAAUUUUUUUUAAAAAAAUAUCAUUUAUUGAUAUGUUUUUGCAAUACAUGUACACUAAUAUUUCCCUCAUAGUGACAGCAGAUUAGAAUAAUGUACAAAUAAGUCAUUUCUUAAAAAAACAAGUCUUCCUUAUUUCAUCAAUGUCUUGUUCAAUAGGAUACUUGAUCAAGAAACAGCCUUUUUCAAAUAGAUUAUAUUUAUUUUAUGAUUGUAUUACUAAAUAAUUAUUGUAAAAUAUAAUUGUUUAUAACUCAAAAGACUUUUAUUUAAUACAGUUAUUGUUUAUGGUACUUGCCAAUUGUAAUGGCAACCAAAAAGCGCCAAGAAAAUUUUUUGCCAAUUUGGGGAUUUCAAUCAUCAAACUAUAUAGCAUGUGAUUCACUUGUUCAAAAUUUUUCAUAAUAAAGAAUAAUGCAUUUAAGUAUAUUCUUAUAAUUUGAUGAAAUUUUUUCUUGACGCUUUUUGGUCACCAUUAAAAUUCAAUUGUACCUUUUUUAUUUUUGCCUUACUAUUCUAAAGCACAAUUUUCAAGGAAAGCAAGAUAGAAAUGUUAAGAAAUAGAAAAUGCUUUUUGUCACAAGUCAGGAAACAACAUCAUAAAGAAACUAGUACUGUGAAGCUGCUCUUCACCCAUAUGUUUCUAAUAUUAAGAAGAGCUUUAACUAUAUAUGUUUAUGUAUGGAUACUGACAAGAACAAAAUGAAAACUCAGUAAAAUUUUUGUUGAAUUCAUGAACAUAGUUAAAGAUUCAGAAAUAAAUUCUAAUAUGGAUCUCAUAAAAUGCAAAUUAUAGUUUUAAAAUCAUUAAAACUGUUGCAUAGCUCUUUAAUAUUUUAGAUUUUUUUACAAAUCAUUUUGUUUUGAAAUUAAUUUUCAUUUUGAGCCAUACAAAUACCUAAAGGAUAUCAGAGAAUUCUACUGUAUUGUCUAAAUAUUUGUCUUUUAAGUUUAUUAUUAUUGACAAUUAAAUUACAUAUUUUAAUGUAAAAAUAUGUAAUUUAAUGAAUAACUUUGAUUUAUUAUUGGACUUGAAUAUGCUCAAAAGCUUUGUUAAAAUAUGCUUGCUCAAGCAGCAUGAAUUUUAAAUGGUAUAAUAAUUAUUACACCCAUUAGGACUUAGAUCUAAAUCAUUUCCAAUAAUUGUGUUCAUUCUACAACUUGUCUGAUACUUUUCUUUAAUUACAAAGUAAAAUGUAUUUAUUUACUAUCUAUUAAUAAUUUUUUAAUAAA
Argiope bruennichi is the source of this 3897-nucleotide messenger RNA. Its product is annotated as zinc finger protein 728-like. Gene Ontology annotation, cellular component: nucleus. The coding region runs from base 379 to 2529 and encodes 716 amino acids. The record is from RefSeq and is a predicted model, not a curated record. The transcript has a single exon. Lineage: Eukaryota; Metazoa; Arthropoda; Arachnida; Araneae; Araneidae.